UCUCAGGCAUUACUGGCAUCAUUGCUCAUGGCUUGCUUCACAAUGCUUCUGCUUCAGCUGUUGAUAAGUCUCUUGCUGAUCAGCCUUUCUCAUGGUGACCAAUGUCCUCUUCACCUCGACCCACGGAGAGCUGUUGUGAGAUACGGCGGUUCUGUUGCAGUUACCUGUAACACUUCAGACGCCCAUAAAGGGAUGGGAUGGGAAGCCAGUGAGGGAGGAGUGCCUAUGACCAAAAAACAGAAUCUGAUCACAUGGAGAGUGAUAAACCUGACAGAAUGGGACAUAAAUCCAUACUGCUACAUAAACCUAAACUAUAAAAUAGGUGAUAAUAGUCAGUGUGAAGUAAAGCUCCCAGUCACAGUUUACAAGACUCCAGACAGUGUGUCCAUCAGCACUGUGAAUCACACAGAACCAAUGAAAGAGGGACAGCAGUAUGAGCUCCAGUGUGACGUUCAUGAUGUGGCUCCUGUUCAGUAUCUCACUGUCAAAUGGUACAAAAAUCAGACUCUGCUGAAUCAAACCACCUUCAGUGACACUGACAAGACCCCAGUGAAUAAAACUGUCACACUCCUGAUCCGUCCAGACAGAGCUGAUGAUGGAGCUCAAUACUGGUGUGAAGCAGAGCUGGAUCUGGGAGCAGAAGGACCUCAACCUCAUCCUAAAAAUUCAUCAAAACCUCUCAGCAUUACUGUAUAUUUUGCUCCAAUAAUUCAGUUUUGUAGAGACUGGUCACCAUUUACAGAGACCUCAUUGGAUUCAUAUCCUUUAAAUGUAUAUUCUGUUGAGGGUAACCCUCGUCCAAACAUCUCCUGGAGACACAAAUCAUCACCUUUCAAUUCCUCUAUACCUCUUACCAGAUUUGAUUCUGGCCUAUAUGAAAUCAUUGCCAGGAAUGACCUGAAUAAUGUCAGUUGUUUCAUCAACAUAAUAGUCGAGUAUCCUCCAGAACUGAACUGCAACAAGAGCUAUGAAGUAAAAGAAAAAACACUCUUCAAACUUCCUUGCAAAGCUGAUGGAUUACCAAAGCCUGAAUAUUUCCUCUACAAAAAUGGGAAAAUUAUCCAGCAUGACUUUUAUCCCAAUUGGAAUGAUAGUGGCUUGUAUCAAUUAACUGCACAUAACCAACACGGAACUAGUAAUUCUACAUUCACCAUCAACAUCCUACAUGCUCCAAUAAUUCAGUUUUGUAGAGACUGGUCACCAUUGACAGAGACCUCAUUGGAUUCAUAUCCUUUAAAUUUAUAUUCUGUUGAGGGUAACCCUCGUCCAGACAUCUCCUGGAGACACAAAUCAUCACCUUUCAAUUCCUCUAUACCUCUUACCAGAUUUGAUUCUGGCCUAUAUGAAAUCAUUGCCAGGAAUGACCUGAAUAAUGUCAGCUGUUUCAUGAACAUAAUGGUCGAGUGUAAGUAA
Molecule: messenger RNA, 1413 nt
Organism: Carassius auratus (goldfish)
Lineage: Eukaryota; Metazoa; Chordata; Actinopteri; Cypriniformes; Cyprinidae
Product: hemicentin-2-like
Exons: 6
Coding region: 28-1413 (461 amino acids)
Biological process (GO): cell-cell adhesion
Cellular component (GO): membrane
Molecular function (GO): integrin binding
Source: RefSeq, a predicted model, not a curated record